UGACGUGCCUCAGUUGUGGCCCUUCGAAUAAACAAGUGCAAGGAGGGCGCAUGCGCACUGUGUUCCAGCCAGCCAGCAUGGAUUUUUCGGCGGCGCGUCUUGCUAUUCUGAAUGUGUUGAAAGGGGCGCGGCCGGAAGAUCUGCCCCGCCUCCUUCACUGGAUCAAGACGACCAGUGACUUUGAUGAAUUCAUAUCCAAUAAUGAUGAUGUUAUUCUUAGAAGUAUUGCUGAAGAUCUUCGACAUUCUUUGCCCAAAGAGGCAAUGCUCAACUCAGAACAUAUUGCUCUUCAAAAAUUACAAGAACAAACAAAACCAACUGUUCAUAUUGAUGCAUUCCUUUACGAUGAUAACUGUAUUGACUCAUUGUGUGAUAAAGGAAAGAUGAGUAGAAACUACUGUUUAACCUGUGGCUCACAUCGGACAGCACCAUUGGAGUUCAUCUCCCAUUCAUUUUCCCUCGUGGAAGUCAAGUUUCUGUAUCAGCAUGUACUGCCUGACUUGACAGGAAAGGUUUUGGUUGACGUUGGCUCCAGACUUGGUGUGGUCCUGUUUGGGGGCUACUUUCUUAGCUCAGCAUCUCAUCUCUAUGGUGUUGAAAUGAAUGCAGAUUUUUGCCAGUUGCAGGAAGCAAUCAUUGCAAAAUACCAGCUCUGUGAAAGAGUGAAGGUGGUUAAUGCAGACAUCUGUACUCAGGCUUCACUUCUUCAGAAUGCUGAUGUUGUAGUAAUGAAUAAUGUAUUUGAAUAUUUCCUGGACAGAUUAGAACAAUCCAGAUGCUGGGAAUUCAUCCAUCAGAAUGUAAGAAAGAAAGGGUCAUUGUUAGUGACUGUCCCAAGCCUUGAGAAAUCUCUUGCAAAUCUUCAGGUGGAUAUUCAACUGAAUCAGUGGGUAGAAUCAGUGCCAUUGAACUAUGAUGUAUACUUGGAAGAAGAUGCUGAUAGAGAAGCGCUUGAAGAAAUUAAUUUAUACAGGAUUCUGUAAUAUCACCUAGGUUUUCCCAUUAAGUGGCAGCCAAGAAGAAAACAAGAUUCCUUCUCCAACCCAGAAUGGAAAGAAAGCUGGGUGGAAGGCAUAUAUGUUUGAAUGGGACCCUACCACUAUCCACCACUGGCUUUCUGUUCUGGCCACCAGCAUAUGGUCUUUGACAUCCCAUUUGCCCCAAUUUAAAUAUUGCCCAUUCCAAUUGUUGUUUUAAGAAUUAACUCUUAAAAACUAGACUAAAAGAAAUCCUCUGUCUCAGGCGAGGGGAUACUUGAUAUGUUUAGGUGUGCAUGUGUGUCAGGAGGACUUGAGAAACUGCAAGUAGCUUCUGGUGUGAGAAAAUUGGCCGUCUGCAAGCACAUUGCCCAGGGGACAUCCGGCAACCUUCAGGUCAGCCACCCAACAUUCAAGUCAACAGUCUGCCGGCACAAGUGUUUAACCCACCGCGCCAUUGGGGGCUACUUUUAUUUGAUAUGUGAAAUCCAUGCAAAGGUCAACAUUUGUUUUUAAUCUUGUAUUUCUUGUUCAGAACUUGACUUGCAAUCACUUGUCCAGAAAUGACCUGGUUUAUUACAUUUAGUAUUCUUUUAUAAUACAGUCCAGUUAAAGUAAAUUUGAAAAAUCAUCAUGAUAAGGUAGUUUAAAUACUGCUUUUUAAGGACUCUUUCAACUUAGUUUCCUUUCUUUAAAAAGGAAAGUGUUACCUGUAAUCUGAAAAAAAGGGUACGUAUAUAGUUAAUGUUGUUCAGUUUGAGUCUUGUUUUUUCUGGCUAAUUAAUGAUGCACCAAGUAUAUCCCACUGCUUGUAAGUCCAUAACAUUUUAAUCUGCCUCAAAUUUAAUCAAACACUCCUAUUGUUUACACCUAUUUCAGGUUUUGAGCAUUCUAUAUACCAGAGUUUUUAAAGAGCAUUUAAAAGCAAAUGUGAGUAAACCAGAUUGUGCUGGUCUAAGCAUUCUGAAUGUAAAGAUUAAAGCAUUUAAUGUAAUAUAUUUGAAUUUCAGCCAAGUUUUCAAACUUUAUUGUAAUAAAUAAAACUGAGCUUUUAUUUUCA
Anolis carolinensis (green anole) is the source of this 2037-nucleotide messenger RNA. RefSeq lists its product as uncharacterized. Gene Ontology annotation, molecular function: methyltransferase activity. Lineage: Eukaryota; Metazoa; Chordata; Lepidosauria; Squamata; Anolidae. The coding region runs from base 51 to 983 and encodes 310 amino acids. The transcript is spliced from 9 exons. The record is from RefSeq and is a predicted model, not a curated record.